AUGGCGCAACGCCUCCGCGGAUACGCUGCCCGCCACCCCGAGCGCGCCAGCGGGCUGUACCUGAACAAUUGCAGGCGCGGCAUGCACGGGCCCGUCGAGGUGCUGUCCCGGAGGGCCGUGGAGGUCUGGUGGGGCGGCAUACCGGGCUGCCAGGCGCACUUCGGAACGGUCUGCUCAGGACCGUGCGAGUGGGGGGAGGACAUGUUCAUGGACCAGUGCCUGAUGAAGGUGCUUGGCGUCGAGCGCGUGGACGAGCCGGGGCUGCUGUUGGAGGAGAAUUGCGAUCCCCCGGCGGGCUGGCAGAGCUGCGAGAAUUCGGCCGCGGCUGUGUUCCACCCCUUCAAGGACCCGAUCGAUAUUGCGUCGUACAGCGGGUGCCACUUCCGGGCGAAGCGCUGA
Molecule: messenger RNA, 399 nt
Organism: Prorocentrum cordatum
Lineage: Eukaryota; Dinophyceae; Prorocentrales; Prorocentraceae
Source: the annotation of a GenBank genome assembly